Molecule: messenger RNA, 436 nt
Organism: Spirometra erinaceieuropaei
Lineage: Eukaryota; Metazoa; Platyhelminthes; Cestoda; Diphyllobothriidea; Diphyllobothriidae
Source: the annotation of a GenBank genome assembly
AUGCUAGUAAAGAUUAUUCUUACCGUCUUCAUCGCUAACUUCGAAAUAGGCGGCGAUUUCUUGAAACCAACCGAACAUCGUAAUUUGUGUUUUCUAACUUACUCAUCAUUUUAGACUUAUCCAAAGGAAGCUCGAGUUCCUCUCAAUGUCUUAACUGGAGCGGCCGGCUGCAAGGCUAUUUGGAUAACUUGACUUUGAGCAAUUGUUCUCAUUGGAGACCAGACCUUUUCAAAAGUUCAAUCAUUAUUGUCACUCACAACGAGCCAUUAACCAUCCUGAUUAGCACAAUCGAGAGCAUUGAAAGUAAUACUUCAAAAUCUCUCCUUCAGGAACUAAUAAUCGUGGAUGAUUCCAGUGAGGAACCAGUCAGUCUGGAUGGCCUCAAGAGUACUACAUCAGUAAGAUGCUGGCGGUUCUAUAGUAUUGUAUAUAGUAA